Messenger RNA from Coniophora puteana RWD-64-598 SS2, 1572 nucleotides. Its product is annotated as peptidylprolyl isomerase-like protein 2. Gene Ontology annotation, biological process: protein folding; protein peptidyl-prolyl isomerization; protein polyubiquitination. The coding region runs from base 1 to 1572 and encodes 523 amino acids. The transcript is spliced from 10 exons. NCBI's taxonomy places the organism in Eukaryota, Fungi, Basidiomycota, Agaricomycetes, Boletales, Coniophoraceae. Gene Ontology annotation, molecular function: peptidyl-prolyl cis-trans isomerase activity; ubiquitin-ubiquitin ligase activity. Gene Ontology annotation, cellular component: catalytic step 2 spliceosome. The record is from RefSeq and is a predicted model, not a curated record.
AUGGGUCACGGUAAUUCAGACAAGCUCUACAUCACCCACCGGGAGCAUGCUGGCGAGUUCGGCCAGCACACAGCUUCUUCUGGGUACAAAGCCAAGCAAGAAGGAUCGUAUACAAAGUCGCAAACUCCAUUUGACUGCUGUGCACUUUCUUUCCAGCCUUUCAAUCACCCUGUCUGUGCCCGUAACUCUGAUGGUACAGGAUUCGUGUUUGACCUCGUGAACGUAAUACCAUGGUUGAAACAACAUAACAACACGAACCCCAUUACUAAGGAGCCAUUGACCCCCAAUGACUUGAUCACACUACAUUAUUCUCGUAAAACAUCUGGAGAGAUUCAUGAUCCCAUUUCCUUUAAACCAUUCAGCGAACACUCACACAUUGUGGCUAUUGCCACUACUGGCAAUGUAUUCCUUGCAGAAAGCAUCAAGGGUGGCAAGGAUCUUCUAGAGGACAAGCAAUUUGCCAAGGCGGACGUCAUCACUCUUCAAAACCCUCAUGGUUUACCACCGACAUCUGCUCUCGUUGUAGGCGGUGCUGCUUCAAGAAAGGAAGCAGCGACUUCCAAACCAGCGGCCGUAAAGCCUGUAACCGACGUCAAGAGCAAAGCAGCAGUGCCGUGGAACGUUUCACCAUAUUCAUCCGGAGCCCAAGGAGCCUCCCUCACUUCAACGUCUGUAGAGCCUCAGGCAGAUUCGAGCAAGCUACUUUGGGAUGAGGAAGAGCUGAUGUUUGAGGAUAUGAUAAACCCUCCUAAAGGCAAGGGCAAAGAGAAAGAUGUAGGGAAACGCAGAGCUUACGUUCGUGUGGGUACCAGUCUUGGAGGUUCGCUGAAUAUCGAGCUUUUCUGUGAAAAGGCACCCAAGACUUGCUACAACUUCUUGAUGUUGGCAAAGGCUGGAAAAUACGACGAUUGCUUGUUCCACCGUCUUGUACCUGGUUUUAUGGUGCAGACAGGUGACCCCACAGGCACCGGCUCUGGAGGCGAAUCCCAUUGGGGGACACCUUUUAGGGACGAGCACGAUCUAAAAGGUGCAGCAAAACACGACAGCAGGGGCGUCGUCGCCAUGGCCAACAAGGGCGCAGGCACAAACGGGUCUCAGUUCUAUAUUACCUUCCGAGCUACCCCGCACCUAGAUAACAAACAUACUAUAUUUGGGAAGCUCGUAGGCGGGGAAGAUGUACUUGAUACGUUGGAGAAGUUACCUAGGAAAGACGGCACGGAAAGGCCAGCCAAACCUGUGAAGAUCACGGAAGUCACAAUCUUCCAGGAUCCAUUCGAGACGUAUAAAGCCAAGCUAGCGAAGAAGCUGGCGAGGCGCGCGGAGGCGGAGGAGAAGGCUCGGAACCCGUCCCAUCAGACGGAGAAAAAGUUCGGUGAUGAUAUCAACUGGUUUGGUACGAAGGUUGGGGCGGACGAUCCAUCCUUCACCACGAGCACGUCCGGGGCGUCAGUGGGAAAAUACUUGAUUGCGAAGAGGCGUCUCGAACAGGAUAAACCGACAUCUGCAAACGCUCUUGACGGAGACAUCAAAAAGAAGCGUAAGGUCGGUUUCGGUAACUUCGAAGGGUGGUAG